UUUGAUUGUAAUGCUCACUCACUUGUCCUCCAUACGGCCGGUUUAUCUGGAUCCUUCAGCCCUUGCACUAGGAUAAAAUCAUAGGCAGUUUUCUGUUAAUGACGAUAUAAUGGGGUCGAGUGUUCGGAAAAAGAAGGAGAAAAAGAAGGACUUUCAGAAAACCAAACUGAAAGUCGGCAAGGCAAAGGAGAAACCCGCCAGCUUCACAGACACAAGCUUCAAGUCAAGAGCCAUCGUUGUUGCUCAAUCAUCUUUGACGGUUGAGGGACCAAAUCCAGUCGAGCAGUUCAAACACUACUUGUCACUUGCAUCUACUUCUCGCUCAGAGAAUCAACGCAGAGAUGCCCUAGCUUUUCUAACCACCCAAUUGUCUCACCAACCACCCAACAAUCCAGUUGGUACGCCAGCAAUACUGGCCAAGCUGCUUCCCCUGAUAUCAGACUCCAACUCAGGAGUCCGCACCCAAUUGUACAAGCUGCUGCAGGCUUUCCCAUCUGCAGAUAUACAGCCUCAGGUGGAAAGGAUCUCAAUGUAUGUUCGGGCCGGCAUGACACACCUGUCGGCCGAUAUCAGAGAUGAUACGUUGAGUAUAAUGGAGUGGCUGCUCGAGGUUGCUGGCAGUGAGGUUGUCUCCUGCGCCGGUGGAUGGAUGAAGACGCUGAACGUCUUUGCCGCUAUGCUCGGCUGGAGCAGCAUCGUGGCCGCAAAUGCUGCUGCUGCUGCUGGAUCCGCACCCCGCAACAAGGGUUGGACAUCUGCGCCCAAGAGCACGUUCGGUGCAGCCAAGGGAGGCGCUUCAUACGCAAGACAGCUUCUUGCUCUCGCAAAGUUUCUUGAGAUAGGAUUCCGGCCAGAGGCUACAGGGUCGGGUGGACAAAGAACCCUCUGGAACAGCCUCUAUCGUCUUCCGCGGACCUCGAAUCCUUUUGGGUAUCUCAACCUCUUUGGGGCACCAAGGGACGAAGACAGUGAGAUAUAUGCUGAUCGUGAGGACCGGCAACGGGUCUUUUCGAGGAAAUGGCACGCGGUCAUUACCAAGGGCCUGGAAGAGGCCAAGAAGGAAGGGGGUGCGGUUGGUCGUGCGGGCGCUGUGUUAAAUCAGACACUAAAAGAUGGACUAGCAGAUUACGAUGACCAUGUAUUAUGAACAACGGACUGUUGAAGACAUCACUCUUUACGAAACCUUGCGCAUUGAUGGGAACGUGAUCGACAUACAUCCCAGAGGCAACAUGUAGGUGUGCCUUUUCAUUUACGAGUUACUGCUAUUGCGUUUUCAGUUUAUGGCUCUAAAGAACGCUGACUGGUCUACAUAUCUUUCUACCGUCUUUUUGGCCUACCGCGUUUGCCUCAGAUGACAAUGGCUUGUAGACUUGUAUUUUCAGGCAGGCUACCUUACUGGUGGUUGGGAAACAAAAGAAAAGAAAAAAAUGGAAACACAUGACCAAUAAUGGAAAACGUGGACAUUGUGUCUGCUACUAUAUCGGUAUUUACUUUCCGCAUGCUUGUUCCCAAAAAGUACCCAGAUACGUUCCAUUAGUACCUACCUUACCUACCUGUAGAUAGAGUAGGUAGUUUCUAGAUCGAACUGAACGUUCCCAAG
Messenger RNA from Pyricularia oryzae 70-15, 1600 nucleotides. RefSeq names its product pre-rRNA-processing protein IPI1. The record is from RefSeq and is a predicted model, not a curated record. NCBI's taxonomy places the organism in Eukaryota, Fungi, Ascomycota, Sordariomycetes, Magnaporthales, Pyriculariaceae. The transcript is spliced from 3 exons. Gene Ontology annotation, cellular component: nucleus. Gene Ontology annotation, biological process: rRNA processing. The coding region runs from base 110 to 1147 and encodes 345 amino acids.